AUGGGGGAGUCACCCGACACCAUGGACGACUAUAUGAGAAUGUCCGAAAGAACCGCAAGAGAGAGUUUGUAUGCAUUGUCAAGGGGUGUUGUUGAAACUUUUGGAGACGUGUAUUUGCGGAAACCUUCGUUGCAUGAUUUGCAAGAAUUGUAUGCGGUGCAUGAAGAACGUCAUGGGUUUCCCGGAAUGAUAGGAAGCAUUCAUUGCACACACUGGAAAUGGAAAAAUUGUCCGGUAGCAUGGAAAGGGCAAUAUGCAAGUGGUCAUCACGGAUCACCUUCUUUGUCGCCAAUAUUCGACAAUCUUUUGAAUGGAAAAGUCUUGGAUGCUCCUUUCACGGUGAAUGGAAACGAAUACAAAUAUGGGUAUUACCUUACAGAUGGAAUAUAUCCUCAGUAUUCCACAUUCGUGAAGGCAUUCCGCCACUCGGUUGAAGAACGAGACAAAUUUUUUAAAAGAAGACAAGAAGGAGCACGUAAGGAUGUGGAACGUGCUUUUGGAGUGCUGGAGGCGAAGUGGCAUAUAGUCGAACAUGCAACACAAUCAUUGGAUUUAGAAACUCUACGAUAUAUAAUGUAUGCAUGUAUCAUAAUGCAUAACAUGGUAGUAGAAGAUAAAGGGAGAAAUAUUGCACACUAUAUCCCAACGAAGUCCAGACACGUUCAAUUUCAACCAGGAACAACAUAUUAUUUGCAUCGCGUUGUUGACAUUCAUGACGCAAAUAAAUACAGAAAACUUCGAGAGGACUUGGCAGAUUAUAUCUUCUAUGGUAACAAUAACGAUAACGAAUAA
This is a messenger RNA of Lactuca sativa (garden lettuce), 792 nucleotides long. RefSeq lists its product as uncharacterized. The record is from RefSeq and is a predicted model, not a curated record. Lineage: Eukaryota; Viridiplantae; Streptophyta; Magnoliopsida; Asterales; Asteraceae.